Messenger RNA from Arachis duranensis, 666 nucleotides. RefSeq lists its product as uncharacterized. Bases 277 to 666 code for a protein of 129 amino acids. NCBI's taxonomy places the organism in Eukaryota, Viridiplantae, Streptophyta, Magnoliopsida, Fabales, Fabaceae. The transcript has 2 exons. The record is from RefSeq and is a predicted model, not a curated record.
GAGAAAACCGAAUUAACUGAUGAAUUGAGGAGAGGCAUAAGAGGUUGAGGACGUGGUUGUUGAAUGAUGAGUCAUGAGUCUGGCUUUAUUUAUUAAUUAAGAAAAAAAAUUGGCAUGUGUGAUGAGUGUGAAUGCUAAUUCGUAUUAAAAUCCACACACAUAUGACAUUAUAUUGGGAAUCUUGGGGCUUCAUCAAGCUUCAAGUAACCUUUGCUCCAAGCAAUUCUUCUUCCUUCAUACAAAUCCAUCUCUUGUAAGACACAAUUCAAUUCAAGAAUGGCAGUUACACAUGCUGAUCUCGAACCAAACACAGGGAAGACAUGUUUGAUGAGCAGCAAAACUGGUGUGUUCCUCGUACUUGUCACAAUCCUAUUGGGACUCUCCUCCUUCACUCUCUGCCUCAUAGCAGAAGCCACACGUUCUCAGGUGACAUGGAUGAACACAAGAAAAACAGAAUGUGUAUACAGAAGUAGCGGGAAAACGCCAUUGGUAUGUGCUGCUUGUGCUUUUGUUGUGCUAGCAAUCGCCAUGGUUAUGGAGCAUACUUAUCUCUUAAUCGCAGUUAGUAAAUCAUCUCCAACCUUACUUCACUUGGAUCCUGAAUCCCCUUCUGCCAACUCCUUAGCCUCCCAUGCUGGAUUUUUCUUCAUCGCUACCUCAAAUUAA